AUGGCCACUCCUACCCUAUCCGCCGCAAACGAUUCUACUCCGGCGAUCCCAACUCCUCCUCCACAACCCCUCGAGAACGGCAAUCCAAUCAGAAUAAGAAACAACAAGACAACGAGGAAGAAGAAUAAGAGCAAAAUAUUGUCGGUAGACGAAGCUUCUUCCUCGUCCUCUGCAACUUCUACUUCAUCAUCAUUCAGCUCUGCCCAGAGAAAUCCGCGGCCCGCCGGCGUGCCCCGUCGCCGGAAGUUGGUGGUUGCUCCGUUACGGCGAAGUCGCGGGGAUGGUAUUCGUGGGGAGAACUUGGACGCCGUUGCACUCCCUCUCGGCAUGUCUUUUGCUGCUGUUAUAGCGCAGGUUUUGGAGAGGAAAGAGGCUGAAGGCGAAAGGAUGAUGUCAGCCGAGCUCCUUUCAGCGAUAUGCACCACUGCUGUCAGAGAAUCUUUAGCAAAUGUUUUUGGCGAUAAAUUUGAAUUAUUCGCUAACAACUUCCAGCGAUCAUUUCGGAGCACAUUAAGGACUCUUCGAGUGAUCAAUGAAUCAUCUUUCCAUAUACCUGAUCGUAGUUCGAGCCACCUGAAUGCCAAUAAGUUCAAUCGUGAUGUAUUUUCUGAGAACCGAAUUGUCUCUACAAGUACCGGAAAUUUUCUCAAUGAGUCGGACUUGCCAGUCAGUUCAGUGUUCAAUCAACUGAAUUCAGCUGAAGAAAGAGAGGGCCAGCUGUCAACAAUUUCCUUGACCCAGGAACUCACCCUGCGUGACCAUGACAACCGACUGACUUAUACUCCUGGGUCAUUUGGUUCAAGAACGGAGUUGAGCACCAUAGAGAGGUCUGUCGUUGAGCAAUCUCGUUCCAAUGACCUAAAGGCUUUGGAGAUUGCUCUCUCGAUGAGAAGACUGAAGUUGAAAGAGGAACAGAUAGCUCUUGGGUUGGAUUCCAAUAGACUCGAGAGGUCUAAAUUAGCAAUGGGUGUAGACAAGGCUUCUUUCAGAGCUGAAAAGUUCAAGGCCCAACUAGAAGACACGAAGCAUGCUGAGCUGCUUCGGAAUUGCACAGAUUGCCUUGUUGCUGGUUUGUUCUUCAUGUCGGGAUCCCUCUCGUAUGGUGCAUAUGUUUAUUCAUAUAGAAGGAUUGCAGAAGCUACCGAGUCUUGUACUACUCCUUUUGAGGAAACCAAGUCAUGGUGGGUCCCGAAAUCAUUCUCCUCCUUCAACUCCAACCUCCACAUUCUCAAGUGCCAAGCCCAAGUCGUGAGCAGAAUGCUAUUUGGAUUUCUAAUGAUCCUCUCAGUCGCUUACCUCCUCCUCCAACGGUCCACCUCUGCGCAACGGUCGACAAUGCCGAUAACCUUCAUCCUACUUCUGCUCGGAGUGAUGUGCGGCUUUGCUGGAAAACUCUGCGUCGACACACUAGGAGGGGACGGCCUCUGUUGGCUCUUUUUCUGGGAAACCAUAUGCUCCAUCCACUUCCUCGCCAACAUGUUCACGUCUACCGUGUUUCGUGUACUCUGUGGGUCACUCCACAUCUCCCCAGGAGGGUCCAGACCUCGUCGGAGAAUAAUAUUAUGGCCAUACUGGCUUCGAAGAGCAGUUUUCUACACCGUCGUGCUGCUGGUCUUGCCAUUGUGCUGUGGGCUACUGCCAUUUGCCGGGUUAGUGGAGUGGAAGGAUCAUUUUGCGAUGCUUGUUAUGGAUUGUAUGCCGGAAGGUGCAAGCCGCCUUGCUACCACAAUGACAAUGUUAGACGAUGAAGGUUUUUGCCCGAUUCGUUGGUAA
Linum trigynum is the source of this 1773-nucleotide messenger RNA. The record is from the annotation of a GenBank genome assembly. Lineage: Eukaryota; Viridiplantae; Streptophyta; Magnoliopsida; Malpighiales; Linaceae.